Messenger RNA from Arabidopsis arenosa, 2698 nucleotides. The record is from the annotation of a GenBank genome assembly. Lineage: Eukaryota; Viridiplantae; Streptophyta; Magnoliopsida; Brassicales; Brassicaceae.
CUGGCCUGACCUUUAGAUAAAGAAAAAGGAAACCCAUCGAAAACCUAAAACCCGAUUAGAUUUUUAGAUACGAAACCUCUUCUCCUCUCUUACGCUCCUUCCUCAAUCUCUCUCGAUCGUCGGAGAUUUUAUUUGUCCCCUUCAAGAGUCUUCUUCUUCUCCCAAACCCUAUUUUAUUCAUCGCGUUUGGAUCGAAUCAGCUGUCAAUUCUUUCUUUGCGGUUUUCUCAGCCAGCCAUGUCUGCCGUGUAUUGCGGAACCAAGAGAUCUUACUUCGACGAUAUUCCUUCUCCGCCCUCUUCUAAGAGGUUCCGAUGUUUUUCGCCUUCCAAUUCUCCAAUCUGGUCCUCUCCCUCUCCUUCCUCAUCGCUCGAUCAGCUUCGCACUUCGUUUCCUCAUCUUGAACUCACGGUUCUUGUCAAGGCACUAGAAGAAAAUGGAAGUGAUUUGAAUGCUGCUAUGAAGAGCUUAUACUCCAUGGCAGCCGCUGAGGAGAAAGAAGCUGAAGAAUCCUCCGCAGGAGGUGCUAAUCAGGAAACUGAUACCGUUUCUGGUGGAAAUCCCCCGACCAGUGGUGAUGACUGGAUUGAAUUGUUAGUAAGGGAAGUGUUACAAUCUUCUGGUGCAGAUGAUGCAAAAGUACGUGCAGCAAGAGUCCUUGAGGCCUUAGAGAAGAUGUUAAGUGCACGUGCUCGUGAAGAAGCUGGAAAAAAAUUCCAAGAGGAGAAUGUGGCAGUGCAGCAACAGGUGGAGGCCUUGGUGAAGGACAACACAGUCCUAAAACGUGGUGUUGCUAUCCAGCAUGAGCGGCAGAAGGCAUUCGAAGAUGCGAACCAGCAGCUAGAACUUUUGAAGCAACUGAUUCCUCAGUACCAGGAAAAGCUAAGAACUCUGGAGGUGAACAACUACGCGUUGAGAAUGCAGCUGCAGCAAGUGGAACAUGGCAACUCCAUGCCAGGAAGAUUCAAUCCGGACCUUGAGAGAAGCUCGUUUUUGUCAUCAAUUUCGUCUCUAAUGGCUGCCCUCGCUUCUCCCUCCCUCAUCCCCUCUUCUCUCUGCUUCCCUGCCGCUGCCGCCGCCGAUGGUCCACGUUUUCUCUCUUCUAAUUUCUCUGCCUUUUCCGACGGCGGUACCAAUCUCAGGUAUCACAAGAGCUUCCUAUCCCUUUCAUCUUCUUCUUCGCCUUAUCGAAAUCGACCGUGCCGUUCCCUCGUCGUGUUUGCUGCUUCCGGAGACUACUAUGCUACUCUCGGUGUCCCUAAAUCUGCCAAUAACAAGGAGAUUAAAGCCGCGUAUCGACGCCUCGCUCGUCAGUAUCAUCCCGAUGUGAACAAGGAACCUGGCGCAACUGACAAGUUCAAGGAAAUCAGUGCUGCCUAUGAGGUUCUAUCAGAUGAGCAAAAGAGAGCAUUAUAUGAUCAAUAUGGUGAAGCCGGAGUCAAGAGUACUGUAGGAGGAGCUUCUGGUACUUACACGACAAAUCCCUUUGACCUUUUCGAGACAUUCUUUGGUGCGAGUAUGGGUGGAUUUCCCGGGGUGGACCAAGCUGAUUUUGGGAGAACCCGCCGCAGUAGGGUUACCAAAGGUGAAGAUUUACGGUAUGAUGUCACCUUAGAACUGUCAGAGGCUAUUUUUGGAUCUGAGAAAGAAUUUGAUCUUACGCAUCUGGAGACAUGCGAAGCUUGUGCUGGCACUGGGGCAAAAGCAGGAUCCAAGAUGCGAAUAUGCUCCACUUGUGGUGGGCGGGGGCAAGUUAUGAGAACUGAGCAAACACCAUUUGGCAUGUUUUCACAGGUUUCUAUAUGUCCAAACUGUGGUGGAGAUGGUGAGGUAAUUUCUGAAAAUUGCCGGAAAUGCUCUGGAGAAGGACGUGUGCGUAUAAAAAAAAGCAUCAAAGUCAAAAUUCCCCCGGGAGUUAGUGCAGGUAGCAUCCUUAGAGUUGCCGGAGAAGGUGAUUCUGGUCCCAGAGGUGGCCCUCCAGGAGAUUUGUACGUAUAUCUUGAUGUUGAAGAUGUCCGGGGAAUUCAAAGAGAUGGCAUAAACCUUUUAUCUACCCUUUCGAUCAGUUACCUUGAUGCUAUACUGGGUGCGGUUGUUAAGGUGAAAACAGUUGAAGGAGACACUGAACUGCAGAUACCUCCAGGUACACAACCUGGUGAUGUGCUGGUCCUGGCAAAGAAAGGAGUACCAAAACUGAAUAGACCAUCUAUCCGCGGUGACCACUUGUUUACAGUCAGAGUUUCUAUACCAAAUCAAAUAAGUGCUGGAGAACGGGAGUUGCUGGAGGAACUUGCAUCUCUGAAGGACACGUCCAGCAACCGGUCACGAACUCGUGCUAAGCCUCAGCAACCCAGUUCUCUGAGCAGUUUACCCAGUAGCUCAGAAAACAAGACAGAUGAAUUUAAGGAGGAAAAUGAAGAAGCGGAGCAAGAAAACGACUUGUGGAAAAACAUCAAAGAUUUUGCAGGGUCUGUGGCAAAUGGAGCUCUGAAAUGGCUGAGAGAUAACCUCUAGAGAUCCAUCUUCAACUAACUGGACAUGCAUUAAAGCUUUUAUCCGCUGCAUUUAUGUUUCAAUUUGGUGCACAUAUUGUGAAAAGAGGGCGGUUCUGCUCAACCUGCCCCUACUCCAUUUAAUAGUAGAGAUGCAAUCGGUUUUUUCGAGUUGGUUUUGGUAAGAAAUAAAAAGGUCAGAGAAGU